This is a messenger RNA of Drosophila takahashii, 2154 nucleotides long. It is a transcript of the gene Septin4, whose product is annotated as septin 4. The record is from RefSeq and is a predicted model, not a curated record. Gene Ontology annotation, biological process: regulation of exocytosis; cytoskeleton-dependent cytokinesis; intracellular protein localization. Gene Ontology annotation, cellular component: septin ring; microtubule cytoskeleton; septin complex. Gene Ontology annotation, molecular function: GTP binding; molecular adaptor activity; GTPase activity. NCBI's taxonomy places the organism in Eukaryota, Metazoa, Arthropoda, Insecta, Diptera, Drosophilidae.
GGAAAUAAACAACGCGCGCUCCGUCGAUUUCGCUUAAAAAACACAGGAAUAUAUAUAUAUAGUGCCGGGGUCCUAUAUUUUCUGGGUUAAUUUAAAAAAUAACCCUUUUGUGGUUUGAGAUCAUAUUCGCUGGAAAUAUUUUGGAAUUUCCUGGAAUUUUAGUCGGAAGAUUAGCUUGAAAAGGAGAAACCAAAACAAGCGGAAAUAGUUAAUAACAAAGUGCAGUGCAAUUAAAUAGUGAACAACAACAACAACAGAUUGUGCAACCUGCAACAACUUGCAACACACAGGCGACAAAACGGCGUUUCUACCGCAGCGUCGCCUCUUCGGGGGCGGCAAUGUGCAACUGCCCCCCUCGACGACGUCCAUGAAACACCAGCCGCCGCCCCCGCCCCUUCCCCUCAGCCAGCCGCCCCUGAUGGGCGGUGCAGCGGCUGGGGGCGUGGCCAGUGCCAUCAGCAGCAUCAACGGCAGCAGCAACAACAACAAUAACAACAGCGAGACGGUUAAAUGUCGUCCACCCAUUUACCCAAAACCUAAGACGCCCUCGUUCGACAAGGAUCGGGAUUACAUAGGCUUCGCCACCCUUCCAGAGCAAGUGCACCGGAAGUCGGUGAAGCGGGGCUUCGAGUUCACCCUGAUGGUGGUGGGCGAGUCGGGGCUGGGCAAGUCCACCCUGAUCAACAGCCUCUUCCUGGGCGAUCUGUACAAGAACCGGCAGAUGCCCAAUGUGGAGGAGCGCAUCGAGAAGACGACGAAGGUCGAGAAGAAGACGAUGGACAUCGAGGAGCGGGGCGUCCGCCUGCGGCUGACGGUGGUGGACACCCCGGGCUUCGGGGAUGCCAUCAACUGCGAGGACAGCUGGCGGGUGUGCACCCAGUACAUCGACGAGCAGUUCCGCCAGUAUUUCACCGACGAGAGCGGCCUGAAUCGGCGCAACAUCCAGGAUAACCGGGUGCACUGCUGCCUCUACUUUGUCCCGCCCUGGGGCCACAGCCUGCGACAGAUGGACCUCGACUUGAUCCGGCGGCUGCACCGCAAGGUGAACAUCGUGCUGGUCAUCGGCAAGGCCGACUGCCUCAACAAGCAGGAGGUGCGCAAGCUGAAGGAGCGCAUCCUGCAGGACCUGGAGGACAACCACAUCCAGCUGUACCAGUUCCCCGAGUGCGACUCCGACGAGGACGACGACUUCAAGCAGCAGGAUCGCGAGCUGAAGGCCUCCAUCCCGUUCGCCGUCGUCGGCAGCAAUACCAUUUUGGAGGUGGCCGGCAAGAAGGUGCGGGGGCGCCAGUAUCCGUGGGGCGUGGUCAACGUGGAGGAUCCGGAGCACAGCGACUUCAUCAAGCUGCGCACCUUCUUGAUAUCCACGCACAUGCAGGACCUCAAGGACACCACGCAGGACGUGCACUACGAGAACUUCCGGGCGCAGUGCAUCUCGCAGAUUUCGCAGCAUGCGCUCCGUGAGCGGGGAAAGUUGAAGCGGGACUCGAUCAGCUCGACCAACGGAUUCGAUGCCGCCAUCUCGGAGACGGACAGGCUGCUGCUGCAGAAGGACGAGGAGAUACGGAGGAUGCAGGACAUGCUCACCCAGAUGCAGGAGAAGCUCAAGCAGACCCAUCUCAUGGAGAUGAAGAAGAACGACAGCGUGAUCGACGUCUAGGGAACGGGCUAUAGAACGUGUUCAAUUUUGCACCGCGAUAUUUGCAUCUACCUAAUAUAUAGGACCUAUAUGGUAACCCAGAGACAUCCUGGAGCAGCUGCAACCAAAUCGACUUUGUUCAUAAGCUAGCACAGACUUUUUAAACAAACCCAUUGGAUUACGAAAAAAAAAAAAGAUUAAAAUUCAGACAACGACUCCCCGAAGCACAAAGAAAUACGAACAAAAAACAACCAGAACUUCAGACUUCACAGCCUUUUUCAAUUUUGUAGCUAAAGUAACGAUUUAAUGGAACACACAAAUAUCUUGAGAAAUUAGCUAUUGAUCUAUACGAUAACGAUAUUAUACCAAAGUUUAGGGAGUUUCAAAAACUUAACGCAAGUAAAUUGUUAAUAACAAAAGAUCAAGAAACCACAGAGGCACACAGAAAAAACGUUACUGAGAAAGACAUAGACAGACAAAAAAGGAAAAUUUUGGUUUUAUUUAUUUUCAAGGAU